AUGAACAUUCGGUUCCGUCAGGUUCAUUCCUCCAAGAUGGGGGUCGCCCUCAACCAUGUGGCCACCGUGCAUCGCCAGGCCUCCUCCACCUACUCGUCUCUGGGCAUCUAUUUCCAGUGCCAAGAUGUGGCCCUGGGAGAUGUGAGCGCUUUCUUCCGGGAGCUGGCCGAGGAGAAGCGGGAGGCUGCCAGGUAUUUCCUGAAGCAGUCCCGCCUGGGGUGUGACUGCCCCCUGACCCAGGGGCCGCCGGGGCCCAGCUCAGGUGAGUGGUGCAGCUGCCUGCAUGCCAUGGAAGUGGCCCUGGAGCUGGAGAAGAGCCUGCACCAGGCCCUGCUGGAGCUGCAUUCCCUGGCCUCUGCCAAAGAAGAAACCAACCUCCUUGCCUUUCUGGAGGACUACUUCCUGGAGAAGGAGGAAGAGCGCUUGAAGCAGAUGAGCGACUACCUGACCAACCUCCGCCGGCUGGUUCACCCACCCGUGAAGGCCAAGCUCGGGGAGUUUCUCUUCAAAAAGGCCUCUCACAAGCCCAAGUGUGACUAA
Messenger RNA from Sorex araneus (European shrew), 540 nucleotides. RefSeq names its product ferritin light chain-like. Gene Ontology annotation, molecular function: ferrous iron binding; ferric iron binding. Bases 1 to 540 code for a protein of 179 amino acids. The transcript has a single exon. Gene Ontology annotation, biological process: intracellular iron ion homeostasis; iron ion transport. Lineage: Eukaryota; Metazoa; Chordata; Mammalia; Eulipotyphla; Soricidae. The record is from RefSeq and is a predicted model, not a curated record. Gene Ontology annotation, cellular component: cytoplasm.